Molecule: messenger RNA, 1228 nt
Organism: Solanum pennellii
Lineage: Eukaryota; Viridiplantae; Streptophyta; Magnoliopsida; Solanales; Solanaceae
Product: NADH--cytochrome b5 reductase 1
Exons: 10
Coding region: 223-1059 (278 amino acids)
Biological process (GO): electron transport chain
Molecular function (GO): cytochrome-b5 reductase activity, acting on NAD(P)H
Source: RefSeq, a predicted model, not a curated record
AAACUGGUUUGGUGACAAAAACAAGGUGCCACAGUUGAAUGUUGGGCUGCACCAUUGGGGUGGGUGGGUAGGUGAGAACUAUAGAUACCCAAAAUCCCACGUCUUGUCUUCACCUACUUUUCACUACCCUAAUUAUAAUUUCUAAUAUUUUUUUUCUUUUCAAUUACAGAACCUCCAUUGAUCAAGAUUCAUCUUUUCUGAUCAGAUUUUUAUUUUUGGGAAAUGGAGUUCUUGGAAAGACCUGAUGCUCAAUUGAUUAUUGGGGUUGCUGUUGCAGCUGUUGCUGUUGGUGCUACAGCUUAUUUUUACUUCUCUUCCAAGAAGUCCAAAGUAUGUUUGAACCCUGAAGAAUUCAGGGCAUUUAAGCUUGUUAAGCGUACACAACUUAGCCAUAAUGUGGCGAAAUUCAGAUUUGAACUUCCGACGCCCACUUCUGUGUUGGGACUACCCAUUGGACAACAUAUUAGUUGCAGGGGCAAAGAUAGUCAAGGUGAAGAGGUUGUUAAACCAUACACACCAACUACUUUGGACUCUGACAUUGGAUACUUUGAGUUAGUUAUAAAGAUGUAUCCCCAAGGAAGGAUGUCACAUCAUUUCCGGGAAAUGCGCGAGGGUGAUUACAUGGAAGUGAAGGGACCCAAGGGGCGCUUUAAGUACCAUCCUGGUCAAGUUAGAGCAUUUGGAAUGCUUGCAGGAGGCUCUGGCAUUACCCCGAUGUUCCAGGUUGCUAGAGCUAUUCUUGAAAAUCCCAACGACGUGACGAAGGUGCACCUGAUAUAUGCUAAUGUUACUUCUGAAGAUAUUCUUCUGAAGGAAGAGUUGGAGGGCCUUACUGCUAACUAUCCUGACCGUUUCAAAGUUUAUUACGUCUUGAAUCAGCCUCCGGAAGAAUGGAGUGGUGGUGUGGGAUUUGUCUCCAAAGAAAUGAUCCAAGCUCAUUGCCCUGCCCCGGCAGAUGACAUUAAGAUACUGAGAUGUGGUCCACCACCGAUGAACAAGGCAAUGGCUGCUCAUCUUGAAGCCCUCGGAUACUCACCGGAGAUGCAAUUCCAAUUCUAACUUGUUUUUUUCUUGUUUUCAUUUUUAUCCCCGCGUUGAAAUUAUUGCGAAUUAUAGUCUGGAGAAAGACAUAUGACAUUGUCAUUUUUCAGUGAAGAGACUCAUAAACCUGCUUUUCAUUUUGAAUAACAUCUCAUUCUUGAGUAAAAAUGUCAUCUUUGCUUUUCUG